CGUGCCUGCGUGCGUCGUGCGUGCCUACGUCAUCAGUAGCCCUUUUUCUCCACAUCAGUGAACUCCGUCCACCGGCAACAAUGAUCUGCCUGUUUUUGACCCUAUUUUCUUACUUCCUACAGUCAGGCUGGACUGGUGUGAAUGAGCGCACCUUCAUUGCCGUGAAACCAGAUGGCGUGCAGCGGAGACUGGUGGGAGAAAUUAUCCGUCGCUUUGAGAAGAGAGGAUUCAAACUGGUGGGCCUCAAACUUGUGCAGGCGACGGAGGAUCUUCUGAGGGAACACUACUGGGACCUGAGGAGCAGGCCUUUCUUCAGAGGACUGGUUAACUACAUGAGCUCUGGACCAAUCGUAGCCAUGGUGUGGGAGGGUUUGGACGUUGUCAACACUGCACGGAAGAUGAUGGGAGAGACCCACCCUGCUGACUCACUGCCUGGAACCAUCAGAGGAGAUUUCUCUGUGGAAGUUGGCAGGAACGUGAUCCACGGCAGCGACUCUGUGGAGAGCGCCCAGAAGGAAAUCUCUCUGUGGUUUCGGCAGAAUGAGCUCCAGUGCUGGGAGGACAGCAGCAGCCACUGGAUCUACAACUAAUGGUCUAAUGUGCUGCGACCAGCUGGAGACCAUCAUACCUCACAUUAAUAUUAUUCUGGCUUUAGUAGCUUGUAGCCACACGGGAGACGAGGUGUCAUUUUUUUCGUCUAUUUUUUAAAUUUUAUUUGAACUAGGUUUCUGAGGUGAAAUCUACAGAACAAACAUGCACUAAGUGAGCAAUAAUUUGAUCAGUAACAUGAAAAAGUCUGCUUCUGUUACACUAUGUGUUAUUUAGUCCAUAACUCAUGUUUACAGCUUUUAAGCAAUAAGCUCGACUGACCAGGUUGAUUCAUGUUUAUCAUGGAUAAUGAAUCAGGGAAUAAAAAAGUAAAUGGCUGCAUUUAAAUCCAUCCUAAAAGUUAACUUCUAUUGAACAUGCAGGAAAAAUGCAUGUGCUUUGUACUCAAAGUUACACAAAAAGCUAAAUUGCUGACCAGUUCAGUUUAUUUUGCACAUAAAUAUUUUUGUACUUUUUCUCGUGGGAAUAAACUCCUUGCUAUUUUCAUGGUGAAUAAUCAGCCAACAUGUACAGGUUUCUCCUGUAAUAGUACUUUCAAAGAAAACCCCAGAACAUUGCAGCAAUUAACAGCAACAAACCAACACAUUUAUUGCCUUUUUACAUGUGAUUUUCAGUUUCCUGAACUUGUUAAAUUGAAAUUCUGUAAGGGUGUAAACCAGUGGCAUUUAUCUUGAGACUACUUGAAUGUAAAGGGUAAAAGUUUCAAAAUAAGAUGCUUAACGCUUUAAGGAGCUCAUAUUUUGUAAUCUUAACAUGUCAAGCUUCCAAAUAUAAGAGAAACUAACUGAAUGAGGUACGCAAAUAUAUUUUGUUCUAUAACACUACAGUUUCUCCAACAGCUGCUUUUGUCACGUUUGUGCUUUUCUAAAAUCCCACGAUGCUGAAUGAAUUGUAUUGGAAUCGUCUUAAAACAAAUAAAUGUAAUCAGGAAAUCCUUUUUAA
This is a messenger RNA of Centropristis striata (black sea bass), 1551 nucleotides long. It is a transcript of the gene nme3, whose product is annotated as NME/NM23 nucleoside diphosphate kinase 3. Bases 81 to 590 code for a protein of 169 amino acids. Gene Ontology annotation, biological process: GTP biosynthetic process; UTP biosynthetic process; CTP biosynthetic process. NCBI's taxonomy places the organism in Eukaryota, Metazoa, Chordata, Actinopteri, Perciformes, Serranidae. The record is from RefSeq and is a predicted model, not a curated record. Gene Ontology annotation, molecular function: nucleoside diphosphate kinase activity. The transcript is spliced from 5 exons.